AUGACUUAUGAUGAAGCUUUGGCUAAAGCUAACAAAGGGGUUUACACCUUCAAAGUGCAGGGUAUUGUUCGGCAUUAUAUCCAUGAACUAACACCCAAGGAUGGUGUGCCGAGGCAUUUGCAGUUAUAUUUCUAUGGCACUGAGAGAGAGUUGGAUAAUCGUGUAUCUCAAUCUGAAGGAUUAGACCGUGUUAUAGUUUCAUUGUUGGUGAACAUCUUGACUAAUAAUCCAUACCAUAAUUUCUUCACCAAUUUGCAAAACAAGGAUGACCUGGAUAGUUAUGCUAUAGUGUUGCGUGCCAAUCCUAAACUUGACCAACGUGUUUAUAAUCUUCCAGUAGUUGACCAUGUUGCUGCAGUUUGGAACGAGGGUGUGGGAACAUCUAUGGAACAACCUCGUGAUAUUAGGGUCAACCUAAGAUCAGGUGGUGUUCGCUAUGUGCACUAUUACUAUGGAUGCUAUGAUCCUCUCCAGUACUGUCUAAUCUUUCCGUAUGGCGAGCCAGAUUUGUUGAGGAAUUUCAAAACUCCUUCAUGUGUUGCUAUGAGAGAAUAUUAUUGCUAUCUGUUUCAAAUACGCGCCGACGAUAUAACAAAUAUCCUUAGAACUGGUAGAGUAAUUCAACAGUUUCAGAUUGAUACUUAUGUUAAGAUCGAGACACAAAGACUAGAUUUUUUUCGUCAUAAUCAGUCAAAGUUUGAAAUGAGGGCUGAAUCGUAUCAAGGGAUAGUUGAGAGUAUAACAUCUAAUGGUGUUAUUAGUGCAAAAUCUGUUGGUAAGCGUGUUCUUCUUCCUAAGACCUUUACAGGUGGCCCGCGUGAUCUACGUUGUCGUUACAUGAAUGCGCUGGCACUUGUCGCGAAAUUUGGACGCCCGGAUAUUUUUCUCACUAUGACUUGUAAUCCAAAGUGGGUGGAAAUUCAAAGUGAAUUAUUUCCUGUUGAGAAGAGUCAUAAUAGAGCUGAUUUGUAUGCAAGAGUUUUCAGGGCAAAAAAUGAGGAACUAAAAAAGGAAAUUGUAAAAGACUCUUUGUUUGGGGUAGUUGCAGCUUAUUUUUAUGUGAUUGAAUUUCAGAAAAGAGGCCUUCCACAUGUUCAUUGGUUGAUAAUAUUACAACCACGAUAUAAGGUGACUUCAACUGAGGCUUAUGAUCGAUUUGUAUCUGCUGAGAUUCCAGAUCUUGACCUGACUCCACAUCUACAUUCUUGUGUUAUUAAUCAUAUGAUGCAUGGGCCAUGUGGUGAACUCAACCCAAAGAAUGCAUGCAUGAUAGGGGAAAAAUGCAAAAGUUAUUAUCCUAAAGAGUUUAAGUUAAACACUGAACAUCGGUUGGACUCAUACCCUGACUACAGGCGUAGAGAUGAUGGAAAAAAGGUUUUGGUGCGUGGUAAGUGGUUGGAUAACAGAUGGGUGGUCCCUUAUAAUGCUUAUUUGUUGGCAAAGUUUGAUUGCCAUAUUAAUGUCCAAGUUUGUACGGAUGUUAGAUCAGUGAAGUAUCUUUACAAAUAUGUUUGUAAGGGUAAUGAUCAAAUAGCAUACAAUAUUGUUGAUGUUGAAUCUACAGAGCCAAUAGAUGAGAUUUCUGAUUUUCAAAAGUCACGGUGGCUUUGUGCUCCGGAAGCUAUGUGGCGAAUUUAUGGAUUUGAUAUUUUUGAUAUGUAUCCAUCAGUUUUGCAAUUACACGUGCAUUUGUCGGGGUAUCAACAGGUUUUCUUCGCGGCCAACCAAUCUCUUCCGAAAAUUGUAGAUUCUGAUCGUGCUAACAGGACACAACUUACGGAGUUUUUUGAGAUGAAUAAAUUUGUUGAAGUUGCAGCACUAAAUUUAUUGUAUCGGGAAUUUGUUGAACAUUUUGUAUGGAGCUUACAAACUAGGAGGUGGACACCGCGCUCUAGGUUAGGAACAAUUGGUAGACUUGUCUCUGUCAAUAUUACAGAAGUGGAGCGUUUUUAUCUAAGGCUUUUGCUGAAUCAUGUUAGGGCUCCAACAUCUUUUGAAGAUUUGAGAACAUCAAAUGGAGUAUUGUUUUUGUCUUUUCGGGAGGCAGCUCUUGAUAGAGGCUUGUUGGAUUCUGACAACGAUGUUAGGCAUGCGAUUCACGAAGCUGCAACUUAUCAAAUGCCGUCUGCUCUGCGAAAAUUAUUUGCGAUUAUACUUGUUUUUAAUUCCCCUUCUGAUCCCAAAAAUCUGUGGAUUGAAUUUAGAGAUGCUUUAUCUGCUGAUAUAAUGCGGGAUUAUCUAUUAGACCAUGUAGAGGGUUAUCGGUUAUCUCUACGGUCCAUUGAUUCUUUUUUGCAAAUGAUGGGUCAUGGGAUCGAUGAGUACUCUGUGGUCGAUUAUAUAGUUGGGUUGACUCGUGAAGAGAUAAAUAGUCGUGAAUUUGCAGCUGAAAUUAAUAUGCCUGUUGCAGAAUCUGAUUUAGCUUCGGUGGGUCGUUUUAAUGAAAGACAACACUUUGCUUAUCUUGAGAUAAUGUCCAGUCUUGCUUCACCAAUUGGCUCAGGCUUUUUCAUUGAUGGUCCUGGUGGCACUGGAAAGACAUUUUUAUAUAAGGCAAUCUUGGCCACUGUUCGUUCAACCGGUGACAUUGCACUUGCAGUUGCUUCAUCUGGUGUUGCAGCUUCUUUGUUACCAAAUGGUCGAACAGCUCAUUCUAGAUUUAAAAUUCCGUUAAAUUUAGAUGAAUCUAUGUCAUGCUCGAUAAGCAAGAAUACUGCGCCUGCAAAGUUAAUAAUUGCAGCCAAGCUAAUAUUAUGGGAUGAGGCAUCGAUGGCAAAUCGAAAGGCAGUUGAAGCUUUAAAUUUAUUGUUGCAAGAUUUGAUGGAAAACCAGUUAUUGUUUGGUGGGAAAACAGUUGUUCUUGGUGGAGAUUUCAGGCAAACUAUACCGAUUGUUCGAAGGGGUUCUCGUGAAGAGAUAGUGGAUGCUUGUUUGGUAUUUUCAUCCAUAUGGCUUCUUAUUCGAAAAAUUCAUUUGACACAGAAUAUGCGGGCAAUGGAGGAUCCUGUUUUUACAGAUUUGAGGGUUGGUGAAGGCAUAGAGCCAAAUGUUCAUGACGAUUAUAUUAAUCUUCCUGAUGAUAUGUGCCUUUCUUACCAUGGUUCAGAUUCGCCUCUUGACACAUUGGUCAAUGAAAUAUUUCCAUCAUUUGAUGCAUAUUCUAGCGGUUCUUCGAGCCUUAUAAAUACCGCUAUUUUAACUCCUAAAAAUGAAUGUAUGGGGGAAAUUAACGAAUCAUUGAUUGGAAAAUUCCCAGGCAACAUGGUUGAAUAUGUUAGCACGGAUUAUGCAAACGAUCCAAGUCAGCAACAAUACUAUCAAGAUUAUAUGAAUGCAAUUAGUGUUGGUUCAUUGCCACCACAUGUUCUUAAAUUAAAGGUUAAUUGUCCUGUUAUGUUACUUCGCAACUUAAAUCCAUUGGAAGGGUUGUGUAAUGGAACACGUUUAAUUGUGCGUGAUCUUGGUAGGCACGUGAUUGGAGCAGUCAUUGCUGUGGGGACCCAUUCUGGUGAAUAUGUUUUAAUUCCAAGGAUUCCAUUGGAGUUGGAUGAUACACACAUAUGUCCAAUUACUUUUAAGAGGCUGCAGUUUCCGCUAAGAUUGUGUUUUGCUAUCAGCAUCAACAAAUCUCAAGGCCAAACAUUGGAUCGUGUUGGUGUUUAUUUGCCUCAUCCUGUUUUUUCACAUGGACAGCUAUAUGUUGCUUUAUCAAGGGUCAGAACAUCAAGUUCAAUAAAAUUCCUGAUUCGACCGCCAGUUGCUGAUAUGGAUUCAACAUGUGAAACAAGAAAUGUUGUGUUGUCAAAAGAGAUGGAAGAGCGUUUGAUCCCAAUGAAUGAGAUUCUCCCAGGAAUGAAGGAAUGGAAAUGCAAGGUGAGAGUGAUCAAGAAGCUAGGAGCUAAGCAAGCUAACAAUAAUCCUAAUAAAUUUCAGAAACUAAUCUUGGGUGAUGGCUUGGGCCACACUCUUGAUGCUGUGAUAUUCCAUGAUAAUAUAGAUAGGUUCAAACAUGUGCUUCAAGAGGGUAAUGUUUACAUGGUGAAAGGAGCUUAUGUUUCUGAUCCAAAGCAAUACAGGAAUCCAAUUGUGACAUGUAAUUACCAAUGGACGUUCAGAAAAGAUACUUCGGUGAAGGAAGAACCAAAUGAUUCUAUACGUGCUGGGGGACUAAGUUUUAGAACAACUCCAAGUUGCGAGUUCCACAAAUUCCUCUCAACAAAGACAUUGAUCAAUACUGCUUGUGUCAUUAUUGCUACCCAUGAACCUCGGGUAGUCACAGUCAAAGGACAGGGUAAAGUCAUUCGUGAGUAUGCUGCUAUAGAUACAGAGCUGGAAUCGUUUGUGGUGACAUUUUGGGAAGAUUCUGUAUCCGAUGAGAUCUAUGCUAAAUUGGAACCUAUUUCGAAUAGGAUACCAUUGUUGUUGUUGAAUUUUUCAGUCGUGCCAUAUUACGGAUUGAGUCUGACCACCAAUGCUCAGUCAAUUGUCUUGGAUGGCUUUGAGAAUGAAAUGCUAAUUGAACUAGAGAGAUGGAAGCAAGAGAAUGAAGAGGCCAUUAACAUCUUAAUACAAACUGGUGGUUUUUUUGAAAAGAAAGUAUUGCGCUCACCCAAGCAACCUUUGCAGAUUACUAAAGUGGAACAAAUGUUGCAUAAUCAAGAGGUGACUUACUUUAUAUUGUACUUGCACAAGUAA
This is a messenger RNA of Salvia miltiorrhiza (redroot sage), 4695 nucleotides long. RefSeq lists its product as uncharacterized. The record is from RefSeq and is a predicted model, not a curated record. Bases 1 to 4695 code for a protein of 1564 amino acids. Gene Ontology annotation, molecular function: DNA helicase activity. NCBI's taxonomy places the organism in Eukaryota, Viridiplantae, Streptophyta, Magnoliopsida, Lamiales, Lamiaceae. Gene Ontology annotation, biological process: telomere maintenance; DNA repair. The transcript has 8 exons.